AUGAUUUCUUUCUUUCUUUCUUUCUUUCUUUCUUUCUUUCUUUCUUUCUUUCUCAUUAUCUUUCUUUCUUUCUCUUUUCAUUGCUCUUUUUAUUCAACUGUUUCUUUCUUUCUUUCUUUCUUUCUUUCUUUCUUAUGCAUCUUGAAAAUAGUUUAUUUUUUUAGAAGGUUUAUUUUCUAUUUUCUUUCUUUGUUUCUUUCUUUCUUUUCAUCUUCGUUCUGCUCCCUUUCCUUUUUCUUUAUUUCUUUUCUGAUUUCAUUCUCACCCGUUACCUCCUAUUCAUUAUUUUCCCUUCGCCUUCUUCUUCUCAGCUGUUAUUUCAUUCCCCCUCUUGUUCAAUGUCUCGCUUUUUUCCCCGCUCACUAUGUCUACCUUGAUUUUCACUCGCUUCUUUCCUGUUCCCAACAAUGCUCGCCAUAUUGUUCCGAUGACAACAUCCGUCCAGUUGGUAUCGUGACGCCUCUUACUUCUGUAUUGUCCGUGUUAACUAAAUACAUAUUGCAGUCUGUUAGUAACUAUCUAUCUAUCUAUCCCAUUCUGUUUCUAUCUAUCUAUCUAUCUAUCUAUCUAUCUAUCUAUCGCAGUCUACAUCUAUCUAUCUAUCUAUCUAUCUAUCUAUCUAUCUAUCACAGUUUGCCCAUAUCUAUCUACCUAUCUAUCUCAGUCUGUUAA
This is a messenger RNA of Acanthosepion pharaonis, 672 nucleotides long. The record is from the annotation of a GenBank genome assembly. NCBI's taxonomy places the organism in Eukaryota, Metazoa, Mollusca, Cephalopoda, Sepiida, Sepiidae.